GCCGUCAUCUUUCAGAGAGAAACACGAGCUGCCCCUUAGACCGCUUUAACCAGCAGGGCCCGCAGAAGUAAAUCUGGACAGAGGGAAUUACGCAUUUGACGCCAAACUGCAAACAAGGGCCGACGCUGUUCUGGAAACUCUUUUUAUUCGAUUUAAAAAAAAAAUCUUAGAGCAUAAAGUAGGCGUUUGAAAGGUUAUUAGUCACACCGCUAAUUAAUAUGUGUAAUUUUGAAGGGGCCAGUGAGCGGCGAGGAGCGGAACUGUGCCUUCACAGAGCGCCGUUUAUCAGCCGUUUAUUACCUGCAGCGAUAACGCGCUCACUUUAAGCUGCCUUCAAAGAGCUUUCAAAUCAGCGGGCAGAUAAACGCCUGUGACGCGCUCCCUGUCCGCUGGCCCUCCAUCUCUGCCUUGAUCCUCGCUGGUGUUCUCCUAAUGCCAGUCUAAAUUGUUGAGAUUUUUCCGCAAUUUUUACAGCCGAAGAGAGCAAAAAAACUAAAAAAAAUCUUAAAUAUAAAAACUAAAAAAUAUUACUUUCUCCAGAGCGUUUAAUUAAAGGUUCUCCUUCUGCCUCGAAGCUAAAAAAAAUAUCUCCCUAAACAUCACAUCAGGAAUGAUCCUGCGCUUUGUGGGUUUAGAAGAAGGGGCGUCGUGCCGUGAGCGCUGACCUUUGAGUCUGAGCCGAGAAGUUCAUCGAGUCUUUUGUGUUUUGUGUCCUGCGUAAGCCGGAGCUACUGUCCAACCAUGAGGGGCAGCUCUCAUGUCCUGCCUCUUGGUGUGAUCGCGGCUCUGAUGCUGUCUCAGGUCUGCUCUGGCAUCAAAUGGCUAGCGCUGUCUCAUACUCCCGCAUCAUUACACAUCAACCAGACCCAGCACUGUAAGCAACUGCCCGGCAUGGUGUCCUCCCAAGCUCAGCUGUGUCGCAGCAACCUGGAACUCAUGCAGACCAUCAUCCAAGCUGCUCGAGAAGUCAAGAAGACGUGUCAGAAGACUUUCGCCGACAUGCGCUGGAACUGCUCCUCCAUUGACAUACCCAUCGAUGCCCCGAAGUACCGACCAGACCUCGACCGAGGAACAAGGGAGGCUGCGUUCGUCUACGCCCUGUCUGCGGCUACCAUCAGCCACACCAUAGCGCGGGCAUGCACCACUGGAGAUCUGCGGCUUUGCUCGUGUGGUCCCGUCCCGGCUGAGAUUCCAGAGCCCGGCUAUCGCUGGGGCGGCUGUGGUGACAACCUGCACUACGGUUUGAUUAUGGGCUCCAAAUUCUCUGAUGCUCCCAUGAAGAUGAAGCGCUCAAGCUCUCACGCCAACAAACUGAUGCACCUACACAACAGUGAAGUUGGCAGACAGGUACUGAGAGAGUCAGUAGUGAUGAAGUGUAAGUGCCACGGUGUGUCUGGAUCCUGCUCUAUAAGGACCUGCUGGAAAGGACUGCAAGACCUUAGGGAUAUCGCCAUGGACCUUAAGACCAAGUACCUGUCUGCCACCAAAGUGGUUCACCGGCCCAUGGGGACACGUAAGCAGCUGGUGCCCAAAGACAUUGACAUCAGGCCGGUGAGGGACAAUGAGCUCGUCUACCUGCAGAGCUCUCCGGACUUCUGCUCCAGGAAUGAAAAACAGGGCUCUGUUGGAACGCAGGGCAGGCAGUGCAACAAAACCUCGUCAGGCAGUGACAGCUGUGACCUGAUGUGCUGCGGCCGUGGCUACAACGCGUACACAGAGAAGCUGGUGGAGCGUUGCCACUGCAAGUAUCACUGGUGCUGCUACGUAACCUGCAAGAUGUGCGAGCGCAACGUGGAGAGAUACGUCUGCAAAUGAGUCCACCAACCUGCCGGCCCGACCAGCAGCCAGCCGGCCGAGGCUUCCGAUUAACCAAAGCACUAAAAAUACAGAGAAGGCUUACUUCUGUCUUAAGCUUUAGCACGCGUCUCUCAGUGAGAAGCGGUCCCUUCUUGUGUCAGUGUCAUUUUUGUUUCCCACCAAAAUCCCCGAACUACCAACUGGGCUUCUGAGCUUUUGCGCUUCACAAACCUGGAGUGUGGAGACAGUGCCAGUCAGUUCAUGCGAAGACCGCCGUCCUCCUGGGUAAUUUCUUUCUCUUAUUAAUGAUUAUAAAUCCCCCAAACAGGGCUACUGGGUCUGAGUCUAUUUCAUUCUAUCUCUAAUAAAAAGAAACAAUAUUGGAUUCGAUGCUGGAGGAGAGAACGUCGCCUUCUCUCCCGACUAGACAAAGGCUUACGUUUGGCUUUAAUCCACAGAAGUCGAAGGGUUCCCGUGGAUCCAUCCUUUUUUAGGUACUUUUCCAACUUGUUUCCUCUUCAGCAAUGGACUACAGAGGAAGAAAAGCAACAUAAAGGGAACUUGAGCAUUUUUCAUUCACGGAACCUAUCUGCAGUUGAUGUUUUGGACUCACGGCAUGUAUCCCGUGUGGAUCGUGACAUGGAUGCAUCCCUGUGGAUUGAGAGGACUUUCUGAAAUGGUGCAUUAUCUCAUUUUUGUCUGACAUGCAGGCAAUUCAAAAUAUAUUCUAUUUUUCAGAGCAUAUGAGCUGAACUCAUGGAUUUUUGUAAACCACUUUUGUGUGGAUGUACAUACUGUUAUUUUGUAUACUGAAAUAAAGAAAGAAGUAUUUAUAAAAUAAUUAAAUGAUCUUCACUAUCAUCUUUACUUGGA
Haplochromis burtoni (Burton's mouthbrooder) is the source of this 2670-nucleotide messenger RNA. RefSeq names its product wingless-type MMTV integration site family, member 11 (gene wnt11). Gene Ontology annotation, molecular function: cytokine activity; frizzled binding. The transcript has 6 exons. The record is from RefSeq and is a predicted model, not a curated record. Gene Ontology annotation, cellular component: extracellular region. Gene Ontology annotation, biological process: multicellular organism development; cell fate commitment; neuron differentiation. Lineage: Eukaryota; Metazoa; Chordata; Actinopteri; Cichliformes; Cichlidae. The coding region runs from base 742 to 1815 and encodes 357 amino acids.